This is a messenger RNA of Blastomyces dermatitidis ER-3, 1884 nucleotides long. Its product is annotated as toxin biosynthesis protein. The transcript has 5 exons. Lineage: Eukaryota; Fungi; Ascomycota; Eurotiomycetes; Onygenales; Ajellomycetaceae. The record is from RefSeq and is a predicted model, not a curated record. The coding region runs from base 314 to 1663 and encodes 449 amino acids.
ACUGAGCCGCAUACUAUACUCCGUUCUAUCUUAGGCUUAGUUCAACUGCAUCUCGUUGACUAACCUAUAGGCGUGUUUCCCUUCCAUUGUAUGCUAUUUCCCCCUGUACAAACGGUAUGUUUAUAUCAAUUCAACAUCGGAAUCUCCGCCGGCUUUAGCCCUAGCUGACCAUGACAAAACCUCAAGAUGGAGUCCAUUGCCCGCUCUUGCGGAUUCCUCUGUCUUCAUCUGGGGGAGCUGGGAUAGUGAAAUACCAAUACAUGCCAUCUUGUAGUGUCCGGAGCACUCGCCUCAGUUUGAUCCACUCGAAACCAUGAUCGCCGGGCCGUUUAAGGUGAUUGAGCAUACUGCACCCUGCCAGCAUAUCAGGGAGUAUCCGCGGGCAAUUGCUACAGAACAGGAAGAGACCCUGUGGUUAUCUGUCAAGCAGUAUGUGCCAACCGAUAACCCUAACCCGAAGCCUGGGGAUAUAACCAUCAUCGGAGCUCAUGCGAAUGGCUUCCCGAAGGAACUAUAUGAGCCGCUAUGGGAGGAGCUCCUUUCGCGCGCAAAGCGCCAUGGCUUCGGCAUUAGGGGCAUCUGGAUUGCAGACGUAGCGCAUCAGGGCAACAGCGGCGUGUUGAAUGAGAACGUACUGGGAAAUGACCCUUCGUGGUUCGAUCACCCCAGAGAUCUGCUACAUUUCAUCAACCUGAAUCGAGCAGAAAUGCCCCGUCCACUCUUUGGUAUCGGCCACAGUAUGGGCGGUAACAACCUAAUAAACCUUGCUCUAUUACACCCUCGGCUCCUCACCUCCCUCAUCCUCAUGGACCCUGUCCUCAAUGGACUCGAAGUAACCCAACAACACCAUACCUUCCACACGAAAACCACCACAAUCCCCACCACAACCGCAGCUUCCAGCUACCGGCGUGAUAUCUGGCCCUCGCGCGCCGCCGCAGCAGAAUCUGUCAAGAAAAGCAAGUUCUACCAGGCAUGGGACCACCGCGUCCUCGACCGUUGGAUCCAAUACGGUCUCCGUGAACUCCCCACGGCGAUCUACCCUCUACCACCAACACCAGCAUCGCCAUCGCCAUCUACAGCAUCUCCACAAACAACCGAAAACGCAACAAAACCCGUAACCCUCACCACAACCCGCCACCAAGAAGUCUUCACCUUCUCCCGCCCAAAUUUCACCCCGCCCAACACAAAGCCAUUAAACAGACUUACGCACCCCGAUCUCUUCCCCGGCAUAACAUCCGCAUACCCCUUCUACCGGCCCGAAACCGCCUUAACUUUCGCCCGCCUCCCCAAUCUCCGCCCGUCAGUCCUCUACGUCUUCGCGGACAAGUCAGACAUGUGUCUCCCCCAGUUCUGCAAGGAUAAGCUAGACAAUACGGGCAUUGGUGUGGGGGGCAGCGGCGGGUUGGCGGAGGGCCGUGUCACAUCCGUCAUGCUGCAUGAUGUGGGGCAUCUAAUUCCGAUGGAGGCGGUGGGAGAGACGGCGGACCAUGCGGCUGAGUGGAUUGGGAGGGAGAUGGAGAGGUGGCGGAGGGAGGAGGAGGAGUUUAGGAAAGUGUGGGGGAAGAUGUCGAGGAUUGAGAAGGUGAUGAUUGAUGAGGAGUGGAAGAGACUUGUUAAGCCGCCGGUUAGGAAUAAUCGGAGAAAUGGGGGGGUGAAGUUGUGAGGUGGAGAUGGGAUGGGGUUGGUCUAUUCUGUUAUAAAUAUAUAUAUAUAGAAUUUUUUGGUAUUGAAGGCCUUGGCUUAUGUUUUGUUAGCUCUUGGAGGUUUAUGUUUGAUUUUGGUCUUUUGAAUAGUGAACCGCGUGAUGUAGAUAGAUACAUUUCCUAUUCAUCGAUAUAAAUUUACAAGAGUUAUUCUAAUGUCCUCGAAUAUUCGCAAUUUCCC